GUGAACUAUGUGAUUAAGCCCAGGGGCAGAUGGUGUUAAUCCUCAUGUUUCUCAAUCGUACAUUUCUCUGAAACAUCUGUACUGAAAAUAUACUCUCCAUAACAAAGACCUGAGAGGUAACAAAGGAGCCAGUGAAAACCAGUGCACUGCAGUGUGUAACAUCAUCAGGAGUCUAAAAACGGACUGAGAGCGUCUGAUCCUCUGCGGGACUGAGCGACCCACAUCACACUGCUGAAGAGUCAAACUGUGGACUAGCCGAUCUCUAAACACUCAACAACCGCUUCAACACCCAACACUGAAACACUGCGGCUGAACUCAACAUGGGCUGCUCUGAGUGCUGUAUUAAAUGCCUGAGUGGGAUUCCCUACGCCUCUCUCAUCGCCACCAUCCUGCUGUAUGCCGGCGUGGCGCUUUUCUGCGGCUGUGGCCAUGAGGCUCUCAGUGGCACCGUCACCAUCCUGCAGAACUAUUUCGAAGUGAUCCGAGUAACAGGCGAUGGCCUGGACGUCUUUACCAUGAUUGAUAUCCUGAAGUACGUGAUCUACGGCGUGGCUGCAGCGUUUUUCGUCUACGGGAUCCUGCUGAUGGUCGAGGGCUUUUUCACCACUGGGGCAAUCCGUGACCUGUAUGGAGAUUUCAAGAUCACGACCUGUGGCCGCUGCGUGAGCGCCUGGUUCAUCAUGUUGACCUAUGUCUUCAUGUUGGCCUGGCUGGGCGUCACGGCCUUCACCUCUCUGCCGGUCUUCAUGUAUUUUAACAUCUGGAACACCUGUCAGAACAUGACAGUGUUAGAGGGAACCAACCUCUGCUUCGAUCUGCGCCAGUUCGGAAUUAUACCCUCUACUGAAGACAAGAAGAUCUGCACCAGCCAGGAUAACUUCAGCAAGAUGUGUGCUUCUAAUGAGCUGGAUCUGACGUUCCACUUGUUUGUCUGUGCUCUGGCGGGGGCAGGAGCGGCCGUCAUCGCCAUGGUGCACUACCUGAUGGUCCUGGCGGCGAACUGGGCCUACGUGAAGGACGCGUGCCGCAUGCAGAAGUAUGAAGACAUCAAGAGCAAGGAGGAACAGGAGCUACACGAUAUCCACUCCACCCGCUCCAAAGAGCGCCUCAAUGCCUACACAUAAACACACACACUUAUACACACCUAUACACACACACACACACACACACACAUGAUCCUAAGCAUGUCCUUUCCCUUCCCUGAACCACACACACACAUAUAAGCACACAUGUAAACUCAUGUAAUGAAUUUGACUGGUUAGAGGAUCAGCGUCAGGAUGAACUUACACACACACACACACACACACACACAAUUUUUAUUUCGCUUUUGAAUGUUUCCAUGAUUUUUUUUCUCUUUUUUGUUGUUGUUUUGAUGGCUCUUAUUCGUUAAAGUUGCGUCAAAAACGUCUGUUCAUUUGUGACGCAGCAUCGAAAUGAGCCGUGAUUUAAGUUUUCAGCUGAACACAAGCUCCACCCACAUCCACCUUAUUUACAUGUUAUAUGCAUACGACACGCCCAGAUUUGCCUUCAUUUACAUGUCAUUUGCUUGAAACACGCCCUCCCUUUUACCGUGGUCUUGCUGUCUAAAUUGUGGACAAAAAAAAAAAAAAAUUAAAAGAACAAUAUUUAAUAAAUAAUAAUAACCCCAAUUUACAUCAUGUAGUUUAGGGUGAUAAUUAUUUGGAAAAUAUUUUUAUUAAUAAAAAAAAAUAUAUGAUGGAUAAUUUUUAACUCCAAAUCAAGUAUUUUUUAAAGUUGAUUAAUUAUCAUGCUCAAAUUUACACGCUCUCUGAUUAUAUGCGAAAGAUACUCCAAAGAUUGUUUUGAACGUAAGCAACUUUGACGAAUAAGAGCCAUUCGUCUUAAAAAACAUGGAUAUCACACGCCAACAACACGUCAAACUACUUUUUUUUUUAUACUUAUGGAGUUUUUAAUGAUCCAGAUCUGUUUUCAGAGGAAAGGGGAUUAUGAUGUCAUGUCUGAAAAUAUCAGAAAAUUAGCCGCAAUGCUAGCUACACUACUAUUUAUACUCCUUCCAGUAUAAAUAAAACACGUUUUUAACCUUAGCCUAAAAAUGAAGUUUAUUCAAAAAACAGAAAAGCUAGCUGCCUAAGAAUGCUAACAUCUAGCUACUGAAUGUUACAUUAGGCUAUACGGUGCUGUCGACGUUUACGCAAUAAACUCUUCGAUAUUUCUCAGAAAGGGUUUAUAUCUAACUAAAUAAAGCACAUGUGCGUUAAACGUGUGGAUCCGUGUGCUGUUUAGGUUUUCCGGAGAACUAGCACAGCUAGCAGAACGGCUAGUUUAGCAAUACGACUCCUGGACAUAAUCGCAGUCCUUUUAAUCCUGAAAAACAGAUUGCGUAAAUAAACUCUGAUAUUUUUUUACGACAUUUACCUUACUCACGUACGGCUUUACUCACCGUCCUCCAUCGUAGAACUUUAAACUAGGCCCUUGUUUUUUUUUGGUUUUUUUUAAUCAUCCAAAGCUAAAAUGUGACCAAACUUGUACGAUUUCACAGAUUCUUUUCCAGCAAAUUCCAUCGGUUCAGAAAGCCGAAUAAACCUUAAAAAUUACUUUUUAGACAAAGUAUAAUUUGUAUCUUAGUCUGAAGAAGCUGUGACACUGGUGCUUCACCUCAAACCAUUUGUAAAAGCUAUAAAGUGUGUAUUUACUAAAAAAAAAAAAUAGAAAGAUUCUGGAUAAUAGAAAAACAAAAUGGCAGGGAAAGUAAAAUGCUCACUUUUCUGAUUUGGCGAAUUGUUCGGAUUUUGUUUUCCAGCACAUUCUCUAAAGCCACAAAGACCUUAAAAUGAUUUUUUAUCGCUCAAGUGUAGCUUUUUAUUGUACGUAAAGUAUUUCCUGAUGCUAUUUGACACUGGUGCUUCGUCUCAGGCUGUUCGUAAAGCUGAAACAAUUUUCUGAGCAAAGAAAUCCAGAGAGGAGAUUCACUAUGAUUAUUAUUAUUAUUAUUAUUAUUAUUAUUAUUAUUAUUAUUAUGAAACAAUUGGCAAGUCAUUACAUUGAGACAAAAAUUAAUCUCUUUUAACUGAUUUAAAAAAAAGAUUUUAAACAAUUUUCUAAAAUAGCACAAAUAUUUUUAAUGAAUCCAUGUUACAAAAAUAUAUUAAUUAUAAAUAAUGAUUUAAUAAUUGAUUUUGGAAUUAUUGGUCUGAGCUAUGUCUUAAUUUUAAAUUUAAUUCGAUUAAUUAAUUUAAAAAAUGUAAAUUGGACAUAUAUAAAUUAUUAAAAAUAUAAAUAAAUAAAAAUGAUUGAAUUCAUUAAAACAACAACAAAAUAAAACAAUAAUAAUAAUAAUAAUAAUAAUAAUAAUAAUAAUAAUAAUAAUAAUAAUGACUAGUAUCUCUGAGCUUCGUUCGAAUUGUGUGAGUAAAAUUAAAUUAGAAAUAAAAGCGAGAUCCUCGGACUGAUCGAGCGCCUGGUUUAGAUUAUUUGCCUUGGAGAGAUUCUGUAAAUUCUUCUCUCAUCCAUCACAAGCCAUAAUCUCACUGACAUCUACUGCUUUUCCUUUCUUUUCUUUUCUUUUCUUUUCUUUUCUUUUCUUUUCUUUUCUUUUCUUUUCUUUUCUUUUCUUUCAGCUUUAACUUUUUAUUAAACACUUCACCGCACGAUUAAAAGAACUGGAAGGUCGCUCCUCUGCACUGUAUAUAUUCAUUAUAUAUCUCUCUCGAUCGUCUGUCUCCACCUUCUUCCCUUUCAUGUGAAAAAGAGUUUUAGAAACUCGCUGAUGUUUUGGGGAACAACCUGAAGAUCACUGUCCAGGGACUGUAUCAGGGACAAAAAGAACAAAAGAAUUCAAGAAUUAAAUAAUAAUUUUAAAAAACUGUUGUAGUUUUGGAUCAGAAUGAAUUGGAAAAGUACUGCCAACAUCCUGAAACAAAGUAAAAAAAAAGUUUUCUGAAAAUAAUGGGGCACUAUAAUUACUUUAGUAUUAUUAUUUUUAUUAUUAUUAUUUUUUUUUUAGUUUAUUUUUUGUUUGUAGAAAACACAAUGGUAUGUUUACUGCAGAAACUUUUCACGAAAUUAAACCAGAAUCUUAAUAAAAAACAAAAUUAUAGCCUUAUGUUCAUUUCAUUUCCAGCCUUAUAUUAAUUUUAUUUUAUUUUAUUUUAUUUUAUUAGGAUUUUUUUUUUGCACUCCAUCCUUGGUCAGUUCAGUGCCCUGUUUCUUUCUGUACAUUGUUUAUAUUUAAUCCAUUUAAUUUUUGUUUUAUUUUAAUUUUUAUUUGCAUAUUGUGUUUAUCUUUUAUUUUAUUUUAUUUUAUUUUUUUUAUUUAUUUUUAUUUUUUUGCUCCAUACUUGUUUAACUCAGUUCCCAGUUCCUUCCUAUACACCUUGUUUAUUUUUAAUCCAUUUGAUAUUAUUUAAUGCUUCAAUCUUUAAAGAUCUGGACCAAAACUCUUUCGGCUGGAUUUAGUCGCCUCUAACUGCCCCGAGCGUCUCCUGAUUCUGGUCCUGACACCGUCCUCUUUUUAUCUUCUUGCCCAUCUUCAGUUUUUUUUAUUGUCUUCAUCGUAAGUGCAUAUUUGGAUUGAGUGUCGACUCGCUGUACAGUUCAACCUCCAGCAUUGGUUUUUACAACACCUAACUGAACAAAAAUAAACAAAUAAACAAAUAAAAUCAUUGUAUUAGCUAAAGAGCGUGAGUCUAGUUGUUGUUUGUGGCAUGGUUAUAAAAUAGUUUUUAACCGACUACAAAAAAAAAAACAAAAAAACAAAAACACAAAUAAAUGAGACAAAGGUUUAUUUUCAUUUUUACACUGACUGUCUUGCAGAUUUCCUCUUCUUCUUCUUCCUCUUCUUCUUCCUCUAGUGUGCAGUAUUCGAGUAGCUAAUGGAGCAGUAUUAAAGGAUAAAUAUAAUACUUGGUUGUAGUGUUUGAGUUUCGUCCUAGUUUGAAGCAGAAAAAAAUAAAAACUAUAUACAAUAUUCAGCCAUCUCUCUCUCUCUCUCUCUCUCUCUCUCUCUCUCUCUCUCUCUCUCUCUCAUAUCAGUCUUUUGUACUUUCACUAAGAAUGCUUUGUAGUUGGCUGUAAAUUUAAUCCGUUUUUGUACAUACAUGUGCCAACAGCUUGACAGUGGCUUUUUCCCCCUCUUCUUUUCUUUUCUUCAUUUUUUUUUGAACUGUAGAAUUAAACCUGCUUGCAGAAAUAAAGACACUUGUGUACUUGUUAAUAAAGAA
This is a messenger RNA of Hemibagrus wyckioides, 5201 nucleotides long. It is a transcript of the gene gpm6ab, whose product is annotated as glycoprotein M6Ab. Lineage: Eukaryota; Metazoa; Chordata; Actinopteri; Siluriformes; Bagridae. The record is from RefSeq and is a predicted model, not a curated record. Bases 321 to 1124 code for a protein of 267 amino acids. Gene Ontology annotation, cellular component: filopodium; neuronal cell body; plasma membrane. The transcript has 8 exons. Gene Ontology annotation, biological process: neuron projection development.